ACUAAAUUAAGUAUUUUGUUUUCAACGUUUCAAUCAGGAGCUUUGAUGAAACGUGAGGGAGAAACAUGUGUCAAAAGACACUUCAAUUCUUUCCUAACUAACAAAAAAAUCAAAACAAAAGAGACAAAGUCUACGUGCGGGACGUGUGAAGACGAUCGGCCCACAGUUUCUUGCUCAACCCUUUUAGGGGUGUCGCCAUUUAUUAAAUUUACUUUAACUGCUUCCUAUUUUUUUACACUUUUAGGGAAUAAAAUGUAAGUAAAAAAGUCAAAUGUUGCUUUUCGUUUGGUUUUAUGUGUCUUUUUGGGGUAGUGGGGGUUUGAUUCAUCAUCAAGGGCAGCAGAAGACGUGAGCUGCGACCUGAUUGGCUACAAAACUCGGUGGGCGGGGCUUCGCCGCGGGGGUAUUAAAGGCUUUGUUCCAUUGUUGGGGGAGUGUGUUUUCCAGCUGGUCCACCUCAGGAGCAGCACUGGGGGAGAUAACUUUGCACUUUUUGGGGGGUUUUCUUUGCACUAUUUUCUUCUCAGUUAUUCCCAGAUGUCGUCCUCGUGCAGCCAGUCUCUGGACGGAAGUUUCCCGCCCACCCCCGCGGAGGACAGGGGCUCCCAGCGGCUCUCCUGGAGCAACCUGCUCCAGAGAUUGACUGAGCUGAACGGCCUCAGUCCCAGAGAUGAUCACUACUGCAGGAGUGAAAGUGGUUCUGUUACAGAUUUAUCUCUGUCAGACUCUGAAAGCAGCUUCUUCUGCUUCCCCCUGGAGGAGACCUUGGCUGCGGAGGUCGUGACCCUCAUCACAGAGAGCCUCCAUAACGCCUCCCCCCUCCUGUGCUGCUCCAAACUCAUCCUACCUGAGAAUCUGCUGCUCUCCAUCAGUGAAGAACUGCUGCACUUAGCUGUCAACGAGCCCUGCGGCCUGAGGGGGGCGCUCAUCGACCUGUGUGUGGACAGGGGCGACCAGGGGUCACUGUGCGAGGUGGACAGGAUUGCAGUGGAUCCCACCCUGGUUCCGACCUUCCACGUGACGUUAGUGUUGAGGCUGGAGUCCAACGGGCUGUGGCCUAAAGUUCAGAAGCUCUUCAGGGGCGGGAAGCCUCAGGGUUCACCGCGACAGCUCAGCUCGCUGAGGCUGAAACCCAGCUUCAGGGCCAUCAGGAGGAAGCUGUACUCUUCAGGGGAGCUGCUAGUCGAGGAAUGCCCCUGAGGGACGCCAGAUUUGAUCAAUAUUUUUAAAAAAGGUGGUCUAAAACACCGUCACCAUGGAGACGUUGAAAGGGACGGCCUCUUCCACGGCAGCUACUCAUCUGGUUAUGAGGAACUCUUUCCAUUGAAUGUGAAUUGACAACAGGGAUUAAAUAUAUAUAUAUAUCAUAGGCAAAUAUUCAAUUUUUUGUAUUAAUAAUAAUAAAAGAGCAUGAAAUAAACUAUUUUAUAUUAAA
Oryzias melastigma (Indian medaka) is the source of this 1435-nucleotide messenger RNA. Its product is annotated as DNA damage-inducible transcript 4 protein. Gene Ontology annotation, biological process: response to hypoxia; negative regulation of TOR signaling; apoptotic process. NCBI's taxonomy places the organism in Eukaryota, Metazoa, Chordata, Actinopteri, Beloniformes, Adrianichthyidae. The coding region runs from base 538 to 1200 and encodes 220 amino acids. Gene Ontology annotation, molecular function: 14-3-3 protein binding. Gene Ontology annotation, cellular component: cytoplasm. The record is from RefSeq and is a predicted model, not a curated record. The transcript is spliced from 2 exons.